Rattus rattus (black rat) is the source of this 2077-nucleotide messenger RNA. It is a transcript of the gene Echdc1, whose product is annotated as ethylmalonyl-CoA decarboxylase 1. The record is from RefSeq and is a predicted model, not a curated record. The transcript is spliced from 6 exons. NCBI's taxonomy places the organism in Eukaryota, Metazoa, Chordata, Mammalia, Rodentia, Muridae. Gene Ontology annotation, cellular component: cytosol. Gene Ontology annotation, molecular function: enoyl-CoA hydratase activity. Gene Ontology annotation, biological process: fatty acid beta-oxidation. Bases 175 to 1074 code for a protein of 299 amino acids.
AGGCGCCGCGGAGCAGGUGGGCUCGUGAGAUUCUGGAGGUCUCUGGAGGAGCCCUGAGGCGUUACAGAGAGGGUGGGAAAAUAGCUGCGUUGGCCAUUUCAAAGGAUGAGGAGGUUUGGGGUCAACUCUAAGCUGAUUUCUGAAUACUUUGGAGUCCGUUGUGAGAAUUGAGAAAUGGCAAAAAGUCUCUUGGCUUCAUCUCUGUCUGUAAGAACAAAAAUCUUACAAACAGGAGUGUCACUUUAUAAUACGACUCAUGGCUUCCAUGAGGAAGAAGUGAAGAAGAUACUCGAGCAGUUUCCUGGUGGAUCCAUUGACCUACAGAAGAAGCAGAAUGGCAUUGGCAUUCUGACGCUUAACAACUCAAAUAAAAUGAAUGCUUUCUCAGGUGCCAUGAUGCUACAACUUUUGGAAAGGGUAAUUGAAUUAGAAAAUUGGACAGAAGGAAAAGGCCUCAUUGUCCAUGGGGCGAAAAAUACUUUUUGCUCAGGAUCUGAUCUGAAUGCGGUGAAGGCACUCUCCACUCCAGAGAAUGGAGUGGCCCUGUCUAUGUUCAUGCAAAACACCUUAACAAGAUUUAUGAGACUACCAUUAAUAAGCGUUGCUCUGGUUCAAGGCUGGGCAAUGGGUGGAGGAGCAGAACUUACUACAGCAUGUGAUUUCAGGUUGAUGACUGAGGAAAGUGUGAUCAGAUUUGUCCACAAGGAUAUGGGUAUAGUUCCAAGCUGGGGUGGUGCCAGCCGGCUGGUUGAAAUCAUUGGCAGCAGACAAGCUCUCAAAGUGUUAAGUGGGACAUUCAAACUGGAUUCCAAGGAAGCUUUAAGAAUAGGUUUGGCUGAUGAGGUCUUGCAGCCCUCAGAUGAAGCUACGGCUCUGGAACAGGCACAAGAGUGGCUGGAGCAGUUUGUCAGUGGACCUGCACAAGUCAUAAGGGGUUUGAAAAAAUCUGUCUGCUCUGGCCGGGAACUGUAUCUAGAGGAGGCGUUACAGAACGAAAGAGAUGUUUUAGAAACACUGUGGGGUGGACCUGCAAAUUUAGAGGCUAUUGCUAAGAAAGGAAAACACACUAAAUAGUGUUUAAAAUGUGAGUGUACUCCAAGUGAAGCUGCAGGGAGAGCGUGCGUGGAGGUGAGAUGGUAUUAGAAAGGAGCGGGCGGAAGUCAUUCGAAGGGGACUGCUAAUCUGCUUACUUGGUUUGGGUGGCGUUCUCUGUAUUUGAUUCAGUGCUCUUUUCUGUGUUGUUUAACAUUUAACACUUCUGCCAACUUCUACAUUCCUGUAGUAAUUCUUAUCCUGAGCUUAUGUUUUAUAACAUACUUAUCAAUUUAACUUUCAGAGAGGGUCUUAAACUUGCUGUUGUAUCAAGGGUAGUCAUGACUCUCCUGCCACCACCUCCCAAACGCUCAUUAAUACUGCUGUUUGUGGCUGUUUUGUUCUUUCUUAAGUUGAAGUAAUUUACAAAAGCAAAGUCAAAAACAAAUUUAAAAGACCUUAGUAAAUCUUUCAUAUGAAGUUAAAAGGAGGGAGAGAUUAGAGAGGCAUAUAAGAAAUAUUAGGGUUUUUUGUCUGCUCUAGAUACUGAGGGGAAAUGGUUCUUCAUUUAAAGAAAAAUAAGGUGCAUCUUUGCCUCUGUUUUUGGAGCUCUUUUUGGUCUUUUCAACCAUCUGACUUCUAAUUUAAAAGACCUAAAGAGUGAAAGCCAUUCUACUGAGCACCAACUGGCUAUACAAAGUAGCAUUGUGUUGGAAUUUUCAAGGUAACAGUAAAACAGUAGUAGUGUUGAUAGGGUUUUUAAAUCUAAACUAUUAAAGAUUCAUGAAGCAUCCUUUUCAUUGUUACCAUAUUUAGUUUUGAGGAAUGUCUAACUUUAAUUUUUGUGUGACUAUGUUUUAAUAACUAAAUUCAAUAAAAACACAUAACCCAAACUUUAUGUCCAUUUCAGAAUUCACUUAUUAAAAACUGUGUAAGAAUUAACUUCUCCUAGCCAGUUUCAACAAGAGGUAAAAGUCAUGACUUUGUUGUUCUUUGUUUAACACUUCGUUAACUUGAUAAUACUAAUAAAAGAAAUUUAGAAGUA